Molecule: messenger RNA, 1101 nt
Organism: Phalaenopsis equestris
Lineage: Eukaryota; Viridiplantae; Streptophyta; Magnoliopsida; Asparagales; Orchidaceae
Product: putative serine carboxypeptidase-like 52
Exons: 10
Coding region: 62-934 (290 amino acids)
Biological process (GO): proteolysis; secondary metabolic process
Molecular function (GO): serine-type carboxypeptidase activity; acyltransferase activity, transferring groups other than amino-acyl groups
Source: RefSeq, a predicted model, not a curated record
CAUUAUUGAAAUAAUGUAGUGGCUCCUUGAUCAUCCGAGUUUCCUCUCAAAUCCUUUCUACAUGGGUGGUGAUUCAUAUGGUGGGAAAGUAGCUGUGCUAACUGCUCAUAAAAUUGUUGAAGGAAAUGAAGGUGGUCAGAAGCCUCUAAUCAAUAUCAAGGGUUAUCUAGUUGGUAAUCCUGUAACGGGUGAAAAAGUUGACACCAGCUCCCAGGCUCAACAUGCUUAUGGAUUGGGAAUUAUUUCCAAAGAGCUUUAUAAGCUGAUAAUGACACACUGUGCUGGAGAAAAAGACUUCAAAAAGCCUCAAAACGUUCUUUGUGCCACUCAUCUUGAGACAUUAAAUGGAUUUCUAUCAGAAAUUGAUAUUUAUAGUAUACUGGACCCCACCUGUCCUGAUGAAGCUCCAACGUCAGCUAUGAGGGCUCUCAAGGAGAAUCAAGAAGAGUUCAUCGACUCACCAUUGUCAUCAGUUCCUGAUAUUUCUUGCAUAACCGCUGCUCUUCUUGCCAAUUACUGGGCGAAUCACCAUCUUGUGAAAGAGGCCCUCCAUGUCAAGGAGGGAACAAUUGAACGAUUUCACCUUGAUAAUUUCGAUGUGGAUUCGUAUUUCUACACACGAAGCGUCCCAAGCAUUGUACCUUAUCACUAUAGUCUCAUUACUCGAGGAUUUCGAGCUCUAGUUUACAGUGGUGAUCAUGAUCUGAAGAUUCCAAUCUUGGGCACGUUAGAGUGGGUAAAAUCUCUCAAUUUUUUCGUCUUGGAGCCACGGCGAUCGUGGCAUGCUGGCGGGCAAGUUGCAGGAUACACCAUUUUGUUCUCAAACAAUUUAACUUUUGCAACUGUGAAGGGGGGUGGUCAUAUAGCACCAGAUAUAAUGCCAUUCGAAUGUUUUUUUAUGUUUGAAAGAUGGAUUUCUCACCAGAGUCUCUGAUUUCAGUGAAUCAUUUCACUUAUUUUGGGGAGGAGAUAUGAUCCUUUUAUGUUGAUUAAUAAUAGAAAAUUUAUGUAUGAAUCAAAUGUUAUUGUCUUUUCCCUGCCUUCACUUUAUAUUUCUAUGUUUUUCAAGUUGUAGGAGGAGAAUAUCAUGCUGAUUUGUCA